This is a messenger RNA of Diorhabda carinulata, 755 nucleotides long. Its product is annotated as E3 ubiquitin-protein ligase PPP1R11-like. The record is from RefSeq and is a predicted model, not a curated record. Gene Ontology annotation, molecular function: protein phosphatase 1 binding; protein serine/threonine phosphatase inhibitor activity. Gene Ontology annotation, cellular component: nucleus. NCBI's taxonomy places the organism in Eukaryota, Metazoa, Arthropoda, Insecta, Coleoptera, Chrysomelidae. The transcript has 4 exons. The coding region runs from base 29 to 412 and encodes 127 amino acids.
CGCUUACGUGCAAAUUAGUUAACAGAAGAUGGCGGAACCAGUCACAUUUCAAGAACAACAAGAGGGUACAUCUUCCACUACUGUCACUGUACUCGAGAAUGACGAAAGAGAACAGGAAAUACCUAGGGUAAGACUUAAAUUAAGAAAACCGAGGACUGAUAGAAAAGUUCAGUGGAGCACAGAAACUGUUGAUAAUGAAAAUAUGAAUAAAAAGAAAUCAAAAUGUUGUUGUAUAUACGACAAGCCAAAAAAAUUUGGAGAAAGCAGUUCUGAUGAAAACUCGGAUGAUGACGAAUGUGACCAUUGCCAUGGACAUGUAGAAAGGAAAAAGAAGAAACAAGUGCCAACGACUGGCGAUAGUAUCGACAGCGGCGGGGGAACGGUUCCUGGAGAUACUGAACUUAGUCAAUAACUUCAUGUUUCAGAGUUAACAUCUAUAAGGACAUAUCUCAUGUCUGGCACACCCGAUAAAUGUGAAAUGACCCAGAGAAAUGUUUGUCAGAACUUAUCCAUAUAUAUUUAGAAGAUAUAAUAACCUAUCAACUACAUUUAUCCAAAUACUUUUGAUCAUUCAACUUUAUUCCUGAAAUUUAUAAUGUUUACUUGAAAUGUUGAAUGUUUACACAUACAAGUUUAAAAACAAAGGGUUAAAAGUACAUGUGAUCAUAUAUUUAUUGUUAAAUAUAUAUAAUAUAUUAAUAUGUAAUAAAUUACAGUACAUUAAGCAAUGAUAAUUUGAAAACAAAACCAAAUUU